This is a messenger RNA of Microplitis mediator, 2060 nucleotides long. RefSeq lists its product as uncharacterized. The record is from RefSeq and is a predicted model, not a curated record. The transcript has 2 exons. NCBI's taxonomy places the organism in Eukaryota, Metazoa, Arthropoda, Insecta, Hymenoptera, Braconidae. Bases 120 to 1874 code for a protein of 584 amino acids.
UUGUAGGUAGUACAAGAACUGAAAAAUAAUUUUUGGUUGCCAGUAUACCUGUAGUCGUUGCACUGAUCAGUCGAUAGUUUUGUGAUAAAUUAUUUCUCAAGUGAAUUAAAUUAUUAACCAUGGGACGUGAUUCUAGAAAGGUUUCAAGAGAACUUCGGAGUUCUGAAAAAAUUAAUAAGUCGCGUUCAGUCAAAAGAAAGAAUGUUUUUAAUCCGAAAACAGCCGAACGUGAUGAAAGUAUUCAGAGUACAUCUUCUAAAAAAUUAAAACAAAACACUGAAGAUGAUGUACCUGAAGACAGCAGUACUGAAUUUCGAAUAAUAAAUUUUAUUCAGGUAUUCACUGCAAUUUCUGCUCUUAUAAAAUGUAAAAAAUGUGAUGGAAAUGUAGUGUUUCAAACAGCAAGUACACGUGGGCUGGGAUUCAAAAUUGUAGUUGCAUGUAAUAACUGUGGAAAUGAAUAUAUUCCUUCCUGUUCUUUCGUUGGGCAUUCUUAUGAAAUAAACAGACGUUUCAUUUUUGUAAUGAGAAUACUAGGAAUAGGAUACGAAGGAUUGUGCAAGUUUUGCGGCCUGAUGGACAUGCCGUCUUUUUUAGAUAAAUCUACGCAUACAAUUUUACUGAAACAGAUUUUGAAUUGUAGUAAAGCCGUCGCAGAAACCUUCAUGACGAAAGCUGUGAAUGAAGAAAAGCAAGCAAUGCCAACAACUGAAAAUGAAGAUAUAAAUCAUCUAACUGUAUCGGGAGAUGGAACCUGGCAAAAACGGGGAUAUACAUCGUCAUUUGGAGUUUCUUCUAUAAUUGGCUAUUUUACUGGAAAGAUUCUUGACAUAAACAUUAAAAGUGCAUAUUGUAAGCUAUGUGAGUAUUGGAAAAAAAAAACAAAUACUGUUGAGUUCGAGGAAUGGUAUCAAUCGCAUGAAGAUGUGUGUUCUGCUAAUCAUCAAGGGUCUUCUGGGAAAAUGGAGGUGGAUGCGAUGGUCGAAAUGUUUUCGUAUUCUGAAACUAAAUAUGGAGUUAAGUAUGCCAACUAUAUUGGUGAUGGUGACUCCAAGACCUAUUCAGGAAUUAUAAAAUCAGAUCCUUACGAAAAUACAACUGUAAAUAAAAAGGAAUGUAUAGGGCAUGUCCAAAAGCGGAUGGGGAGUCGAUUACGUACGCUGAAGAGUAAACAAAAAGGUCUUGGUGGUCGAGGUAAGCUCACAGGAAAAUUAAUAGACAAACUAACUGUGUACUAUGGUUUAGCAAUACGCCGGCAUUGUGAUUCUAUUGAAAAUAUGAAAUCUGCUAUAAUGGCAACCUUUUAUCACUACGGCUCGAGUGAUGAAAAACCGAAUCAUGAUAUGUGUCCAAAAGGCGAAGAAUCUUGGUGCUCUUACCAGCGCGCUGAAGCAAGAGGAGAGCUUGAUACCUUUUCUCACGAUUAUUCUCCUUUACCUUCUGAUGUUUUAAAAGCUAUCAAGCCUAUAUACGAAGAUCUUAGUAAUGAAAAUUUACUUUCAAGAUGUGUAGGUGGAUUCAAUCAGAAUAAUAAUGAAAGCUUUAACCAACUAGUAUGGAAAAUAUGUCCAAAAACGGUAAAUACUAGUUUUACUAUCGUACAAAUAGCUGCAUACGUUGCUAUGUGUAUAUUUAAUGAGGGUAUAAAUUCAUUAUUAGUCUUGAUGAAUACACUAGGACUUAAUUGUGGGCCUAAUUCUCAUCGGUAUGCAGAAAGAAUGGAUGCUGCACGUAUCAAAGUAGCAGAUAAGCGCGCUAAUGAUAACACCCGAGAAGGUCGAUUGCAACGUAGGCACCAGCAAAUCGAUAUUUUGGAAGCUGCUAUGUCGGCUGAAGAGCUAUUAUAUGGUCCAGGAAUAGAUGACUCAGUAUGAAUCUCCAAGGACUUAUGAUGAUCACCGCAAAGGACUUCGGGAGGAACGGGCUCUACAAAAACAGCGAUAACUUUUUGAAUUAUUAAUUUUUUUUUUUGAAAUUUUCGUGAAGUCAAAUCGAAACGUGUUCUAAUAAAGCUAUGUUUUUAUUUUUGUCAAAUAAAGUAAUUAACUACAAAAAAAAAA